AUGUCCAAAUCGCGUCGGAACGUCAGGUUCCCCCGUCGGAUGUCCAACUCGUCUGAAGGUCGGCGCAUGAGCAUCUCCGAUGCCAGCGACAUUCUCUCCGAUCCCGGCAGUCCGGCCAAAGAUGGCAGCGUCACGACGCCUGCCACGAUCCCCGAGGAGAAAUCUGAGAAGCCCCAGCUGUCAGACUACGAGAAGAAGAAGCAGACCUUCAUCACGCGCACGAUAUGGACUUUUGUGAUGAUCUUCGGGUUCUUCAUCGCCAUGUUUUCCGGCCACAUCUACAUCAUCGGCAUUGUCACCGCCAUCCAGAUUGUCUCGUUCAAGGAAGUUAUCGCCAUUGCCAACGUGCCCAGUAAGGAGAAAAAUCUUCGCUUCACCAAGUCGCUGAAUUGGUACUUCCUCGCUACGACCAUGUACUUUUUAUACGGAGAGAGCGUUAUCUACUACUUCAAGCACAUUCUCCUGGUGGACAAGGUGCUGUUGCCUCUAGCGACUCACCAUCGGUUUAUCAGCUUUACGCUCUAUGUCAUGGGCUUCGUUUUCUUCGUCGCGUCUCUGCAGAAAGGACAGUACCGGUUCCAGUUCACUCAGUUCGCGUGGACGCAUAUGGCGCUCUAUUUGAUCGUCGUUCAGGCGCACUUUGUCAUGAACAACAUUCUGGAGGGCAUGAUCUGGUUCUUCCUUCCCGCCUCUCUCGUGAUCACGAACGACAUCUUUGCCUACGUCUGCGGUAUCACCUUUGGUCGGACUCAGCUAAUCCAGCUGUCGCCCAAGAAGACGGUCGAGGGGUUCCUUGGCGCUUGGAUCUGCACUAUCAUCUUCGGGUAUUUCAUGACCAACAUUCUGAUGCGCUACAAGUACUUUAUCUGCCCUGUUAAUGAUCUGGGAGCGAACGUGUUGACGGGGCUGCAAUGCUCGCCCAACCCAUCCUUCGUGCCCCAGCCCUACCAUAUCCCGGCGUGGACCGGCAUGGACAAGACCUUCUAUAUCGAGCCCAUGCAGUUCCACAUCCUGGUUUUCGCGACCUUUGCCUCCCUCAUCGCGCCAUUCGGCGGCUUCUUCGCCUCCGGGCUCAAGCGCACCUUCAAGAUCAAGGACUUUGGCGAGUCGAUCCCGGGUCACGGUGGUAUCACCGACCGCAUGGACUGCCAGUUCAUCAUGGGCUUCUUCGCCUACAUGUACUACCACAGCUUCAUCGCCGUGUUCAAGGCGAGCGUCGGAGAUGUCAUUGAGGCCGCCAUCAACGGUCUGACGGUUGACGAGCAGCUCGAGGUGGUGCGGGGUCUGAGCAAGUACCUCUACAACCAGGGUACUGUCUCUGAAACGAUCUUGGAUUGCUUGAACACCGAGCUCCGCCGGUAA
Molecule: messenger RNA, 1362 nt
Organism: Aspergillus sclerotioniger CBS 115572
Lineage: Eukaryota; Fungi; Ascomycota; Eurotiomycetes; Eurotiales; Aspergillaceae
Gene: cds1
Product: phosphatidate cytidylyltransferase
Exons: 4
Coding region: 1-1362 (453 amino acids)
Cellular component (GO): endoplasmic reticulum membrane
Molecular function (GO): phosphatidate cytidylyltransferase activity
Source: RefSeq, a predicted model, not a curated record